AUGCAGAAGGAAGACUACGACAUCCUGCGCAAUGAGGCGAAUGCGAGCCCCGAGCGCUUCGCGAAUUGGGACCCGCACGGCCAGUUUCGCGAGGACUACCACCAACGACAUUUGCACGAUCAGACGCCCGAUGAGCGGUUACGAAACAUCGAGGCACACGAGCGAGGGGAGCGCACCACGAGUGAGAGAUCAUUCCCUCAGGAAGCAGUAGCAUCGCCCAUCAGAGAGAAAGAAGAGGAGGUCGCCUCGCCUCUCUCACGACACAGCACAUCUUCGGCUUCGACGGCAAGCUCAGCAAGCUCCGCGUCCACACACAGCGCGCGCCUCGAAGAAAUCCGCACCGCUCGCUCAACCCCACGCGACCGCCGACCGACCGUCAAUUCGCAAGCGUCGAGCGGCAACUACCUGACAUUGCACCCUACCGAACGCGACCCCGAAGCCAUCCGCCGUAUCGAGACACACAGGAGCCAACAUGCGGGCACAGUCGGUGCAUCGCAAGUCGAUUCGCGUCUGUCGAGGACGCUCACUCGCCGUCGUACUGAGAAGCCAUUGCCAAACAUGGGAGCUGGGAAACCUUUCCCUCCGCUACUGCCGGAUAGGGAAGAAUAUGUCGUCGAGUUUGAUGGCAAGGAUGACCCACUACAUGCCCAGAACUGGCCCAUGAAGAAGAAGAUUGGUAUUGGUGCUAUCCUAGCCUUCGACGCCCUGACAGCGACCAUGGGCAGCAGUAUAUUCUCGGCUGCUACCGGAGCAGUGUCACAACAAUUCGGCGUGGCCAAUGUUGUGGGUACUCUAGGAACCAGUCUGUUCGUCUUCGGAUAUGCUUUUGGACCUUUGAUGUGGGCGCCCUUCUCCGAGUUAUACGGCCGAAAACCUCCACUCAUCAUCGCCGCAUUCGGCUUUGCCAUCUUCAGUAUUGCCGUAGCCGUAGGCAAAGAUCUCCAGACCAUUCUCAUAUGUCGCUUCUUCGCCGGUCUCUUUGGCUCUUCUCCACUCGCUAUUGUCGCCGCUGUCUUUGCCGACAUGUUUGAUAAUCGACUUCGUGGUCUUGCUGUCGCUGUCUUCUCCGCGACCGUCUUCAUGGGACCUCUACUAGCACCCUUCAUUGGAGGCUUCAUCACGCAGAGUGACUUAGGAUGGCGGUGGACCGAAUACAUUAGCAGUUUCAUGGGCUUCGUAUCAUUUGCGUUGCUCUUCUUCUUCAUGGAAGAGACGUACCCACCUGUGGUGCUGAUCAACAAGGCGAGCGAGUUGAGGAGACGAACCAAGAACUGGGGCAUACACGCGAAGCAGGAAGAAAUCGAGGUCGACUUCAAGGAGUUGAUCGUUAAGAACGUCAGCAGACCCAUGCGCAUCCUCUUUACUGAGCCUAUUGUGUUACUCAUCACUAUCUACAUGAGCUUCAUUUACGGUUUACUCUAUCUCUUCCUUACCGCGUAUGCACUUGUCUUCCAAGGAGUCUAUGGCUGGAGUGCCGGUAUUGGCGGACUUGCUUACUUCGGCAUGGUUGCUGGCGAAGUCAUUGCUUUCAUCAUCAUCGUACUCGACAACCCACGAUAUGUGCGAAAGCUCGAAGCCAACAACAACAUUCCUGUCCCAGAGUGGCGACUGCCCAUCAGCAUGGUCGGUGGUGUGCUCUUCGCAGGCGGUCUCUUCUGGUUCGGUUGGACUGGCUACACCGGCCAAAUCCAUUGGAUCGUCCCUAUCAGAGGCCGGAGCACCUUUGCCCCUGCACCAGACAUUGCGCAAGACAAGAGGAGGGAUGAGGAGAGUAAAGGCAGUGGAGGCGUUGAGGCCGGGAGCGGGGAAACGACAGAGAGGGAGAGCUUGGACAGAGAGAGGAGUAAAGACCAGUAG
This is a messenger RNA of Alternaria atra, 1857 nucleotides long. RefSeq lists its product as uncharacterized. The transcript is spliced from 4 exons. Gene Ontology annotation, molecular function: transmembrane transporter activity. The coding region runs from base 1 to 1857 and encodes 618 amino acids. Lineage: Eukaryota; Fungi; Ascomycota; Dothideomycetes; Pleosporales; Pleosporaceae. Gene Ontology annotation, biological process: transmembrane transport. The record is from RefSeq and is a predicted model, not a curated record.